Messenger RNA from Suillus plorans, 1281 nucleotides. RefSeq lists its product as uncharacterized. NCBI's taxonomy places the organism in Eukaryota, Fungi, Basidiomycota, Agaricomycetes, Boletales, Suillaceae. The record is from RefSeq and is a predicted model, not a curated record. The coding region runs from base 1 to 1281 and encodes 426 amino acids. The transcript is spliced from 2 exons.
AUGGAACUCAUCUGGCGUGACGGUCUUGAAGUCGUUAAAGAUCUCUUUGCAAACCUGAUAUUUUCCAAUCACAUGAUGUACGAUCCCCACCUUGUUAUGACUGGCUCAGAGCGUGAAUACGGCGAAUUCUUCACUAGUGAGAGGGCUUUCACCAUUCAAAAUGACCUUCCAGAAGGCGCCACUAUAGUACCAAUCAUUCUUGCAUCUGACAAAACACCCGUAACCAGGAUGACAGGAGGAUUAGAAAUGCACCCAAUAUUCCUUAUGAUUGGCAAUAUUCAAUCCGAAGUUCGAAUGAAGGCCACCGCUCAUGCAUGGCGUUGUAUCGCAUUUAUCCCAAUUCCAAAGUUCGAUGCUCACGCAGACUAUCAAACGCUCCUCCAUGCCCGUCUCUUCCACAAAUGUAUGGACACGAUAUUCGCCAGAUGCAAAGUUGCCACAAAGAUUGGUGAAUACAUGGCAGAUCCCAUGGGUUAUAUCUGGCACUGUUUUACUCCGCUUGUCGCCUACACAGCCGACCUUCCUGAAGCACAGCUUGUUGCUUGUGUCUCGAAGAACGCAUCACCGGUCAUGAUGGCCACUCAAAGUGACUUCGGUAGUGCUCAUAUCCAUCCCCCUCGAACAGGCCAACACACGCUCACGCUCAUCUACGACCUAUCCAAACACAUUGAUCCAUGGAGUGUACCGCGCUUCCAAGUCGAAGCUAAAUUGUUGAUGCUUAGUGGCGUCCAUCAACCGUUUUGGAGAGAUUGGAGGUUUGCGGAUCCUGGUUAUAUGUUGCCUGGCGAACUCCUUCACACCUGUCAUAAGUUUUUUGGUGACCAUGCUCUAAAAUGGUGCAAGGAAGUUGUUGGGGAGGAGGAACUCGAUGCACGUUACAAGGCUCACCAUAAACGAGUCGGAACACGUCAUUUUGGCUCUGGCGUCUCCCACAUCAGCCAGAUGACUUGCCGGGAACAUCGCGACAUUGAACGCACCAUGAUUGCCACUAUCGCUGGCGCGACAAAUGCAACCCCCGAUUUCGUUCAUGCUAUACGUGCCCUCACUGAGUUCUUUUAUCAGGCACAGAGCCCCGUGCACACCGACUCAUCCAUCGCUUCUAUGGUUCAGUCCCUCGACAAGUUUCAUCGCUUAAAACAAGGCAUCCUCGAUGCCGGUGCUUGGAGAGGCAAGCGUGGAACCAUCGACAACUUUCUCAUCCCAAAGUUGGAGUUGUUUCACAGCUUUGCUGGAUCUAUCAGAGCUCUCGGUGGUUUCAUCAGGCAUUUGACCAGAGUAUAA